Messenger RNA from Aspergillus aculeatus ATCC 16872, 1515 nucleotides. RefSeq names its product putative MFS transporter. Gene Ontology annotation, molecular function: transmembrane transporter activity. The record is from RefSeq and is a predicted model, not a curated record. Gene Ontology annotation, biological process: transmembrane transport. The transcript has 2 exons. Gene Ontology annotation, cellular component: membrane. The coding region runs from base 1 to 1515 and encodes 504 amino acids. Lineage: Eukaryota; Fungi; Ascomycota; Eurotiomycetes; Eurotiales; Aspergillaceae.
AUGGCUUCUGAGAAAGGCAUCACUCACCACCAGGAAAACGUCUUCACUCAAGAUGCCUCCAAAGCCGCUGGUCAUGGCCUCGCAGCCACUGAUCAGUAUGGACGGGCGUUGAUCGAGUUCGAUCCAGCAGCAGAACGCCGCCUGCGCCGCAAGAUUGACCUGUUCAUCCUCCCCACUGUUUCGCUCAUCUACCUCUUCUGUUUCAUCGAUCGAGCCAAUAUUGGAAAUGCCAAACUGGCCGGUCUCGAGAAAGACCUAGGCUUCACAGGCUACGACUACAACAUCGUCCUCUCAGUCUUCUACAUCUCCUACAUCCUCUUCGAAAUCCCCUCCAACAUCGCUUGCAAGUUGAUCGGCCCGGGCUGGUUCCUCCCCGCGGUGACCACCGCCUUUGGCAUCUGUUCGCUGGGCACGGCGUUCGUCCAGAACAAGCAAGGCGCCGCCGGGGUGCGCUUCCUUCUUGGAAUCUUCGAAGCAGGCAUGCUGCCUGGCAUCGCCUACUACCUCUCGCGCUGGUACCGUCGCAAGGAGCUUGCCUUCUACUUAUCGCUGUACAUCGUGAUGGCGCCGCUGGCAGGGGCGUUCGGCGGGCUGCUGGCCUCGGCGAUCCUCAAGAUCGACCACUUCGGCAGUCUGCACACGUGGCGCAUGAUCUUCGCCAUCGAAGGGAUCAUCACGAUCGGGCUGGGGCUCCUCGCAUUCGUGACGUUGACGGACCGGCCCGAGACGGCGCGGUGGCUCACGCAGGAACAAAAAGACCUCGCCAUUGCGCGGAUCAAGUCCGAGCGCGUCGCAACGACCGAGGUCCUCGACAAGAUGGACAAGGCCAAGAUGAUGCGGGGAAUCUUCAGCCCGGCGACCCUCACCACGGCGUUCAUCUUCCUGCUCAACAACGUCACGGUCCAAGGCUUAGCCUUCUUCGCGCCGACGAUCGUGCGCACCAUCUACCCAACCAGCAGCGUCGUCUCGCAGCAGCUGCACACGGUGCCGCCCUACAUCGUGGGCGCCUUCUUCACGGUGCUCUUCCCCUUCCUGAGCUGGCGCUUCGACCGGCGCCUGCCCUUCUUCGUCCUCGCCCCGCCGCUCACCAUCACGGGCUACAUCAUGUUCCUGGCCAGCACCAACCCGCAGGUCCGCUACGGCGCGACCUUCCUCAUCGCCGCGGGGGCCUUCAGCUUCGGCGCCCUCUGCAACGCCCACGUCUCGAACAAUGUUGUCUCCGACACCGCCCGCUCCGCCGCCAUCGGCACCAACGUCAUGUUCGGCAACGUCGGCGGCCUCGUCUCCACCUGGUCCUUCCUCCCCUCCGACGCCCCGAACUACCACAUCGGCAACGGCCUCAACCUGGCCACCGCCUCCAUGACCCUGAUCCUGGGCGCGUUGAUGUGGAUGUGGAUGCGCUGGGACAACCGCCGCCGCGAGAAGGUCGAUAUCGAUCGCGCGCUGGCCGACCUCUCGCAGGAGCAGAUCCAGGAUCUGGACUGGCGCAACCCCGCCUUCAAGUGGAAGAUGUAA